Messenger RNA from Botrytis sinoallii, 645 nucleotides. RefSeq lists its product as uncharacterized. Lineage: Eukaryota; Fungi; Ascomycota; Leotiomycetes; Helotiales; Sclerotiniaceae. The record is from RefSeq and is a predicted model, not a curated record. The transcript has a single exon. Bases 1 to 645 code for a protein of 214 amino acids.
AUGAUGAGGCGGGUCGGUCGUAGCAUCUCUGGUCGCUGGUGGAAGCCAUCUAUGGACAUCAUUUAUGUUCCAUACUGGCUUCCGAUCCAUUCCAAAGACAAUCCCAAUUUGAAUCCAGGCGUGAAAGAUAUGAGUUUCCCUCUUGAUAAUCCGUUUUUCCAAAAGCGAAUGGGUGCGAUGCAGCAUCUUGCAGUUUCGACAAAGGCUACUGGGAUCCGGUGGAUUUGGGAAGAGUCUAUAAGACACCACGAGCCUUUCAGCUGGCUGAAGUUAGCGACGUGGAUAGCUGAGUUCCCAAAUCUAAAGACAUUCACAUAUGUUGUCGAUUAUUACACAUAUCGUUAUAAGGAACAGGGACCUCGAUGGAUUGACCAUCCGGAUUUUGCGAUAGAAGGAAACUGGCGAAGUCACUCGGCAAGAUGGGAUAUGACCCCAUCUAAAAUUAUUGCGGAACUCGAAGAGUGUUUCGAGCGCAUAAGGUCUGAAAGAGGGAAUACGAAAUGGAAGCCUCCGAGGGUGAGGAUUGUGUUGGAUGAGGAGGAUCAGGAAGAAUGCUACUCUCGUGAGGCUCGUCUUCGAAGAAAGAAUCCUGGGUCCUAUGAGCAUGGUGCAGCGACGGUGGAUAUGGCAGUUGGCGGCCAGUAA